CUCUCUUGGAUCCAACAGAGUCAACUCCCUUGAAACCUCAAAAAUGGCUGAAUUUCAAAAACGUGUUUUUCACAAUCUUCGCGUAUUUAUUUCUUCUGUAAUCAAAGACCAGAGAGUGGUGACUGACAGUCUUGACCAUUGCUUACUCUCUGCUCCUGGUAUACCAAAGGAACGUUUUGUACCAGCAUUGGACCAUUUAGUAAACCAGUUAACUAAAAUCAAAAGUGAAUUAGAAACCAUAAAGUACGACACUCCGACUGUGAUGGAAGAGAUUCCGUCUUCUGACAAUGGUGAUGCAUAUACAGAGAUACCCCAGGCAGCUUCACAGACAAGCCAAGAAGCCAUAAUGCCUCCACAGUCUGCCUCCGGAGGUCAAGAGAUUGAGUUGGAGGUUGAUUCUUCCAUGAGAAAAUCCUGCAUUGAUAAAAAUUUAAUCCAAAUCACAGCAAAUAAAGCUGAGAUAGACAGGCGGAUUGCUGCUUUCAUUGAACAGAAAAGGUUGGACGUUGAUGAAGAGAACAAACGGGAAUUUUGCUCAGAAUUCUUUCCAUAUCACAUGGAGAAAGAACACUGUGCUAGAACAGGGGCUGUGUUUGUGCCCCGGUUUGGAACCAGGAGUCAUGUUACUGUGUCUCGUAUAGAAAACAUCAAUGGCCCACAGCUGCACAUUCCCAGCAGUGUCCCUUCCUUUUCGUUGUUCUCCAAAAUUAAACAGGAAACAGAGAACCCAGUUGCAGUGAAACAGGAACCAAGUAACAUGUUUUCAGGAAUUGAAGAACGAGUCUCUAACAUGGCAUCUCACCUCCACAUAGAAUAUGACUCCAAGAAAUCUCAAGUCUUUGAAACGUUAAAACAACUGGAAAAAAGGAUUCUGUUUCUUGAAAGUCUCUCACCUGAGUAUUUUGAAUUUCACAAUCAGCUGGCCCCCGAAAGGAAAAGGAAACAAUUUGGUAGCAGCAGUGGUGCCUGUAGAAGUGAAAACCACCCCAAUCAGGAUUUGAGUAUGUGGGAGAUAAACCAUCGAAUGAAAGCACUGCGAGAGUCAUUGAAGCAGAAACAGAUGAAAGCUUUGUAGAACGUCGUCUGUCGCAGCAUCCUGGCCUCUACAUCAUCAUUGCCUUCACUCACCCACAGCAUUGGAUGCCUCUGCCUUCAACAUUACUUUCAUUAAUUAUCUUUACUUUGAUGAGCCCAAGGCUACAGUAGAAGACACUUGAGCAAGGUGCCAUGCUGUGGGUCUGAACCCAGAGCCAUGUGGUUGGGAAGCAAGCUUAUCAUUACUUACAGCAUUAUCUCUAUAUUUCAUGGGUGCAUCACAUCAUCAUCAUCACCAUUAUCAUUACCACUCUCAUCAUCAUAAUCAUCCCCACCACCAUCAAUCACCAUCAUCAUCAUUAACCUAACAUACACAUCUUGUUUCAAUUUCCAUGCAAAAAUAUCAUAUUUUAAAAAUUUAUUUUGAAUUUGUAUAUAAAGGAGAAUCAGUCCCCAAAUUAUUUCGGAUCAGUUCUGACUUAUUAUGACGUCACUGACGCCUCAACUUGCAUGGAAUUUUCAUCCCAAAUUAUUUCAGCUUUUUUUUUAGAACAAAAAAAAAAUAAUGAAAUGACUGAAAUUACCAAGAAAUCUUUUUACGAUGCAUGUUUUGAAACAAAGGCCAACAUCACAUUCAGGACAAAGGUAUCUGCUUUCUCUCCCAAAUCGACCCCAAGACUUAUUCUUUGUAAGCCUAGUACUUAUUCUAUCAGUCUCUUUUGCCAAACCUCUAAGUUAUGGGCAUUAGUUGUCAAGCGAUGUUGGGAUGACAAACACACACACACACAUAUACAACAGGCUUCUUUCAGUUUCUGUCUACCAAAUCCACUCACAAGGCUUUGGUUGGCCCAAGGCUAUAGUAGAAGACAUUUGCCCAAGGUGCCACGCAGUGGGACUGAACCCGGAACCAUGUGGCUGGUAAACAAGCUACUUACCACUCAGCUACGCUUGCACCUAUAUACACACAUACACAUCAGAAGUAUUGAUGCAUGUGCAUACAUGCGCAUACACUCACACACAAUCAUAUACAUGCAAACAUUCACACACAUAGUUACACAUGCACCCUCUGUCUCUCACACACAUACAUAUCCAUACCCAUACACAGAAGCACACACUCAUAUACAUACAUUCACACACAAUGUGCAUACACAUUCUCUCUCUCUCUCCCUCUCCCUCAAACACAUUCUCUCUCUCUGUUUUUUUCUCUCUCCCUCUCUCAAAUACACAUUCUCUCUUUCUCAAACACUCAAUGUGCACAUACAUUCUCUCUCUCUCUCUCUCUUCCACAUGCACCCACUCGUUCACAUUCACCAAACAGAACCAGCAGAAAACAAAACCAUUCUCUUGGAUUAAUGGAGAGGAUUUUUCCCCCUCUUCUUUGGAGAGAAAAUCUUGCAGAAAAUAAUAAACAAAAAAUAAAGAAAAGAAAAAAAUACACAACCAAAAUUAUAAAACAAAAAGGAAAACAAAACAAUAAAACUCUAAACGAAAUUGGCAAAAAAAAUAUUGUUUUUCAUUUGAAGGAAAGGAAAUAAUGUCUCAGGCUGUGUGAAAUACUCUCAUUGUUGCUGCUGUUGUUUUAUUGUUGUUGCUCUUGAUGCUGCUGCUGUUGCUAUUGUUGUUGUUGUUGAUGCUGCUGCUGCUGUUGUUGUUGUUGAUGCUGCUGCUGUUGUUGUUGUUAUUCUUCUUCUUCUCCUCCCUUCUUUUUCUUGUUGGUGUUAUUUUUCCAGUUGUUAGUGAUGUUUUUUUUAUUGCUGUUGCUACUGUUGUUGUUGUUGUUGUGUUCUCGCUGCUGCUGCUGUUGGCACCAUCUUCUCACUGCUGUGCUUAUUGCUACCAUAGUUGUUGUUGUUGUGUUUUUUUCAGAUGUCUCUGCCGUAGUUCUUGCCAGUGUUGCUGCUGCUGCUGUGAUGACUGCUGAUGCUUUCACUGUUCUUUGAAACCAGAUCACAACGGAAAGAGGGGGGGGGGUCAUGCUUGCAGUGUGGCCUCUGAUGUUUUGACACUGAGCUACUCUGCUGCAGGAUCGAAGAUGUGGUCGUUUUUAGUUCACUAGGUGAACAUGGAAGCGUGUGGCCUUAUUUCACAUUGGUUGGUGAACGCAGAGGUGAGAGGCCUAGUUCACUGUAGCCGGUGAGCAAUUUGUGAGUGGCUUUAAUUUUCGACUUUGAUUGGUGAACAUAGAAGUGAGAGGCCUUAUUCCAAAUAGGCUGGUGAACAUGGAGAUGUGUGGCCUUAUUUCACAUUGGUUGGUCAACAUGGAAGUGUGUGGCCUGUUUUACUGUAAUUAAUGAACAUGUUAGUGUGUGGAUUUAUUACAUUUUGGUUGGUGAACAUAGAAGUGUGUGGCCUCAUUCCACUUUGAUUGGUGAACAUGGAGGUGAGAGGCCUAUUUCAUGUAGCUAGUGAACAUAUUUGUGAGUGGCUUUAUUUCACUUUGGUUGGUGAAGAUAUAAACAUUGGAUCGUAUGUUAACAUUAACUUAGCUAUCUCUCUGUUUCAAUACAUAAUUAGGAUCUUUUCUGUUUCGCUGCCACUUUUCAAUUUCUUCUAUUUUGGCUCCACUUGAUUUCAUAUUUGGUGUAGUUUUGUAUGGUAAUCAUUGGCAUGAAAUUCAUUUUCAUCAGAAAUCAAUAAAUAAAGAGCUAAUAGCUUUUAAAGUCUGCAAAUUUGGGGUGAUUUUAGCCACUCAAAAGCCACACACAUGUAGGUGCUUCUUUCUAAAAUAUGUCAAACUCUUACCAAAGCUGUUUACUUUUGUGGUCCUUUUUCCAUUUAUUAAAUGCUUAAAACACGUGAGGUACAAGGUGGUCAUGAGAUGUGCUAAAAAUAAGUUCUAAAUAGGCCUUAAACCAUGCAACAAAUUUUUUUGUUUUGUUUUUGUAUACUUGUAUGAAUUCUCAUGUGUAGAAUACAAAUUGGUAAACGUUUUCUGAAAAUUCCAAAAAAUAAAAAAAGUUAUGAGGAGUUAUGGCGUGUGUAAAGCAGAAUUCCACCAUGUGUGUUAUGUGUGUGUCUUUGUGUCUGUGUUUAUACCCCCACCCCAUCAUCACUUGACAACUGGUGAUGGUGUGUUUACGUCCCUGUAACUUAGUGGUUUGGCAAAAGAGACCAACAGAAUAAGUACUAGGCUUAAAAAUAAGUCCUUGGGUCAAUUUGUUCAACUAAAACAGUUUGAGGUAGUGCUCCGGCAUGGCCGCAGUCAAAUGAUUGAAACAAGUGAGAGAAUAAAAGAAUAAAAUUUUGUAGCUCUGGCCACGAGUCUAUAUUUGUUGUGAAUAAAUGAAUUUUCAUCUUG
Messenger RNA from Octopus bimaculoides (California two-spot octopus), 4333 nucleotides. RefSeq names its product MAP3K12-binding inhibitory protein 1. Lineage: Eukaryota; Metazoa; Mollusca; Cephalopoda; Octopoda; Octopodidae. The record is from RefSeq and is a predicted model, not a curated record.